AUGUUUCUGUUACUCUUCCCCUUAUUCCUCUUUGGUCUUGGAAAGGCAGUUAACGUCAAAGACAAUAAGACACUCGUCUCGGUCACUCGCCGAUCUCCUCCCAGUGGUGUAGUCUCAAUAUCGUCAACCAGAGAAUCGAUUGUGCAUGAUGCUGUUGACGUCAGUGCAAUCCCUCACAUGCUUGCUAACAAUGUGAGCAAUUUGCGUCGGCUCAGUGACAGCCGAUUGGCUGCUGUUGAACGCUGCCUGCAGAACCCACACGCCGUUGACACAUUGGCUAUGAUUGGUGUUCAGAGUGUCGACACUCUGUCCGAGGACUGUCCGGUCAGCUUAGAUGAAGUGAAGGCCUACCUCGAGGAAGCUGGUGACGAGCUUGGUUUGGACGUCUUAUGCGAACCCAAUAUUGAGAUGAGGAUCGUUGAUGGUGUAAAUGAGGCAAGAAUUGCCGAUACAACUGAACAAGUGGCAGGUUGGUUCGGCAACAGUCCCAAGUCCGAUGUGGAUUCGGACGACCCGUUGGCUCGAUAUCAGGACAAUCUGCAGCUGAUAAACAUCGAUGGUGCCUGGAGGAACGUUGACAAUUCUGGCAAGACUCCUCAAGAGAUCAUCCUCGCGAUCGUUGAUACCGGCGUGGAUAGUUCGCAUCCUGACCUCAAGGACCAGAUGUGGACAGCGUCUGAUGGCUCCCACGGCUACAACUUCGUGGAUAACGACGAGAAUACUUCUGACCUGAAUGGUCACGGUACUCAUGUGCCGGUAUUGCGGCAGCUCAGACUGAUAAUGAUGUUGGCAUUGCAGCAUCGCUGA
This is a messenger RNA of Perkinsus marinus ATCC 50983, 807 nucleotides long. Its product is annotated as subtilisin, putative. The coding region runs from base 1 to 807 and encodes 268 amino acids. Gene Ontology annotation, biological process: proteolysis. Gene Ontology annotation, molecular function: serine-type endopeptidase activity. The record is from RefSeq and is a predicted model, not a curated record. The transcript has a single exon. Lineage: Eukaryota; Perkinsozoa; Perkinsida; Perkinsidae.